CCACGCAAUACUUUUGCGUUCCCUCGCAAUACUUUUGCGUGCCCACGCAAUACUUUUGCGUUCCCUCGCAAUACUUUUGCGUGCCCACGCAAUACUUUUGCGUGCUCUUGCAAUACUUUUGCGUUCCCUCGCAAUACUUUUGCGUGCCCAGGCAAUACUUUUGCGUUCCCUCGCAAUACUUUUGCGUUCCCUCGCAAUACUUUUAUAUUAAGCAGGAUGUACAACACACUCGUUAGUUGCGUCACCGUGGACACAAUGGAGUUUCCUCACCCUCUGGAGAAGUUUAUUAAGUUUUAUUUUGAGAUCGGUCUGCAGUAUAAAGAUAUUGUAACUGUGCUUGCCCAAAAACAUGGGUUACAUAUAAGCUUGACGCAUUUGAAAAGACUUCUGAAUUUAUGUGGAUGUCAUCGAAAGGACUACUCAGAACUUGCAGUACUGGUCGAGUUCAUCCGAAGGGAGCUGCAGCAUUCAGGACAGCUUCACGGGUACCGAUGGAUGUACGCUAAAUGCAGGCAGCAUGGACUUUGUGUGAGGAAAGAAGAUGUGCGCCUGGUGCUGAAAGAGCUUGAUCCCUCAGGAGUUUCAAGAAGGCAAGCAAGGCGUCUCAGGCGAAGGAACUACUUUAGUAAAGGCCCAAACUUUAUCUGGCACGUUGACUCCUACGAUAAACUUAAGCCAUACGGACUUUGUAUAAAUGGGAGUAUCGAUGGAUUUUCAAGGAAAAUCAUCUGGCUGAACGUAUAUACGACGAGCAGUGAUCCAAAGGUGAUCGGAGGAUAUUACAUGGAAGCAGUGCAACGCCUAGGAGGCUGCCCCAGAGUCGUCCGGACUGAUCACGGGACAGAAAACGGCCACGUCAGAGACUUCCAGCGUCUCCUCUGCACUCCUGAUGGUGCUCCUGAGAGCUUCCUGGAAGGGGCAAGCACCGCUAAUCAAAGAAUUGAAUAUUGGUGGCGGUUUCUUCGCAGCGAGUGCUUGGAGUUCUGGAUCUCCCUGUUUGCUGAUCUCAGAGACAAUGGAUAUUUUGACGGUGGUUUUCUGGACAAAAGCAUACUUCAGUUUUGCUGUAUGGGACUUAUACAAGAUGAGCUGGACGACACUGCACAAGUCUGGAACGCACACCAAAUCAGGCCAUCGAAAAACAUAAACGUUCCCAGCGGCCGUCCAAAUGUGAUGUACGCUCUUCCGGAACUCUACAGGACGAGAGAUUUUCUUUCACCUACUGAAAAUGAACAUGUGCAACUAUGCAAAAAUGAAUGUGUCUUUCGGCUGACCAUACCAUGUGAUCCUGAUGUAUAUGAGCUGUGCAAUUUGUUCAUGUCUGAGUUCCGCCGGAUGGCACCAACAGAUCCAUAUCAGGCUAUUGACUUGUACAUGUGUCUCAGAGAAGCCAUCAGUGCAGUUCUCUGAAUAGUUGGAGGUAUUCCGAGGAGGGAAAAACGUGAGACUCA
Melanotaenia boesemani (Boeseman's rainbowfish) is the source of this 1451-nucleotide messenger RNA. RefSeq lists its product as uncharacterized. NCBI's taxonomy places the organism in Eukaryota, Metazoa, Chordata, Actinopteri, Atheriniformes, Melanotaeniidae. The record is from RefSeq and is a predicted model, not a curated record. Bases 217 to 1410 code for a protein of 397 amino acids. The transcript has 2 exons.